This is a messenger RNA of Neomonachus schauinslandi (Hawaiian monk seal), 2790 nucleotides long. It is a transcript of the gene SHC1, whose product is annotated as SHC adaptor protein 1. Bases 295 to 2049 code for a protein of 584 amino acids. Gene Ontology annotation, cellular component: plasma membrane. Lineage: Eukaryota; Metazoa; Chordata; Mammalia; Carnivora; Phocidae. Gene Ontology annotation, molecular function: receptor tyrosine kinase binding. Gene Ontology annotation, biological process: intracellular signal transduction; cell surface receptor protein tyrosine kinase signaling pathway. The transcript is spliced from 12 exons. The record is from RefSeq and is a predicted model, not a curated record.
GCCUUAGCUCUCCGCCCCUGGGGAGGAGCCAGGCAGCUCUGGGUCCAGCCUGUUCUCUUCUCAGCCAGAGAAGAGGCUCCACGCUGGGCGGGGAUGGGGCCUGAAACUAUCUGGGUCUGAGCCGGGGGUGCUGGCGCUGGCGCCUCUUGUCCCUCACCCUCCCCAGGAUCCUUGAGAUCCCUGGGCCAUAGAGGUCCGGUCAGACUAAGGGCCUGGGGAUGCCCCCUGCCUGGCCCCCUUGCCCUGACUGGCAGGGGGGCCGGGCUGGGCAGCAGCCUCCCUCUCACAGCAGCCAUGGAUCUCCUGCCCCCCAAGCCCAAGUACAACCCACUUCGGAAUGAGUCUCUGUCAUCGCUGGAGGAGGGGGCUUCAGGGUCCACCCCACCGGAGGAGCUGGCUUCCCCAUCGGCCUCGUCCCUGGGGCCCAUCCUGCCACCUCUGCCUGGGGAUGAUAGUCCCACUACUCUGUGCUCCUUCUUCCCCCGGAUGAGCAACCUGAAGCUGGCCAACCCAGCUGGGGGGCGCCCGGGGCCAAAGGGGGAGCCAGGAAGGGCAGCUGAGGAUGGGGAGGGGAUCGUAGGGGCGGCCAUGCCAGACUCAGGCCCCCUGCCCCUCCUCCAGGACAUGAACAAGCUGAGUGGAGGCGGCGGGCGCAGGACUCGGGUGGAAGGGGGCCAGCUGGGGGGCGAGGAGUGGACCCGCCACGGGAGCUUUGUCAAUAAGCCCACGCGGGGCUGGCUGCAUCCCAACGACAAAGUCAUGGGACCCGGGGUUUCCUACCUGGUUCGGUACAUGGGCUGUGUGGAGGUUCUGCAGUCAAUGCGUGCCUUGGACUUCAACACCCGCACCCAGGUCACCAGGGAGGCCAUCAGUCUGGUGUGUGAGGCUGUGCCUGGUGCCAAGGGGGCGACAAGGAGGAGAAAGCCCUGUAGCCGCCCGCUCAGUUCCAUCCUGGGGAGGAGUAACCUGAAAUUUGCGGGGAUGCCAAUCACUCUCACCGUAUCCACCAGCAGCCUCAACCUUAUGGCCGCAGACUGCAAACAGAUCAUCGCCAACCACCACAUGCAGUCUAUCUCGUUUGCGUCCGGUGGGGACCCGGACACAGCUGAGUACGUCGCCUAUGUUGCCAAAGACCCGGUGAAUCAGAGAGCCUGCCACAUCCUGGAGUGUCCCGAAGGGCUCGCUCAGGAUGUCAUCAGCACCAUCGGCCAGGCCUUCGAGUUGCGCUUCAAACAAUACCUCAGGAACCCGCCCAAGCUGGUCACCCCUCAUGACAGGAUGGCUGGUUUUGAUGGCUCAGCUUGGGAUGAGGAGGAGGAAGAGCCACCUGACCACCAGUACUAUAAUGACUUCCCCGGGAAGGAACCCCCUCUUGGGGGAGUGGUGGACAUGAGGCUUCGGGAAGGAGCCCCCCUGGGGGCUGCUCGACCCACUCCACCCAUUGGCCAGACCCCCAGCCACCUGGGAGCAACGCUGCCGGUGGGGCAGCCUGUCGGGGGACACCCAGAAAUUCGCAAACAGAUGCCACCUCCACCACCCUGCCCAGCAGGUAAAGAGCUCUUUGAUGAUCCUUCCUAUGUCAACGUCCAGAACCUAGACAAGGCCCGGCAAGCAGGGGGUGGGGCUGGGCCCCCCAAUCCUGCCAUCAAUGGCAGCACGCCCCGAGACCUCUUUGACAUGAAGCCCUUCGAAGAUGCCCUUCGGGUGCCUCCGCCUGCCCAGGCAGUGGCCAUGGCUGAGCAGCUCCGAGGGGAGCCCUGGUUCCACGGGAAGCUGAGCCGGCGGGAGGCUGAGGCUCUGUUGCAGCUCAACGGGGACUUCCUGGUGCGGGAGAGCACGACCACGCCAGGACAGUAUGUGCUCACUGGCUUGCAGAGUGGGCAGCCCAAGCACCUGCUGCUGGUGGACCCAGAGGGCGUGGUUCGGACAAAGGAUCACCGCUUUGAGAGUGUCAGCCACCUUAUCAGCUACCAUGUGGACAAUCACUUGCCCAUCAUCUCUGCGGGCAGUGAACUCUGUCUACAGCAGCCCGUGGGGCGGAAGCUGUGAUCCGUCUCAGUGCUUUCUCCCCGAAGGGGCCCUCCCACCCCUUCCACCCUAUUCCUUGAUUCUCAGGACCUCAUUUGGGAGUGUUCUGUGGGCUUGGCCUCGCGUUGGAGCCAGGGAUAGUGUGGACACAGUUCAGCAUCCAGCUGAAUGAGAGGGUUUGUCAGAAGCCUGGGGUAGAAUCCUGUUUCUCCCCGAACCUUACCAAAGUAUUACUGUACAGAGUGGCUCCCUUCCCUGGGCCUUUCCUGUGCCAAUCUGAUACCCCCUUCCCCAAGAAGGCGGGUGCUUGAGGCCUAGGCAGCGUGCCUCCUUGAAGUGAGAAAGGCCUAAUGGGGCAAUCACCUUUCCAGGGAAGGGGGAAUGAAUCACGCCUUUGGUCUACCCCUGGGCUCAGGGUACCCCAGACCCCUCUCAACAACACUCCCUCCCAGUGGUUAAACUUUGUGCCUUUGACCAUCUCCUAGGUCUGAAGAUAUUUUAUGCAAAGAGUUCUUGAGCCCCUGAGGUCGAGGGUGGGGGUGCUGACACCUACUUGGCUUCUGGGACCCUGUCCUCUCCUUGCUCAGCACCCCCUCCAAUUUGGGUUGGGAGAACAGAGGCAGGAAUGGCAGCUGUCCCCUCUCCCUGGGGAUAGGCAACCCUUAGAGAUUGCCUCAGAGCUCCCCUUCCUGGCCAGCGGGGGGAUGGACCCCUCCCUUGUUCAGUGCCUCCUGGCGGGGGGGGGGGGGGGGGGCCCCCCCC